Messenger RNA from Penicillium griseofulvum, 4113 nucleotides. RefSeq lists its product as uncharacterized. The transcript has 3 exons. Bases 1 to 4113 code for a protein of 1370 amino acids. Gene Ontology annotation, biological process: carbohydrate metabolic process. The record is from RefSeq and is a predicted model, not a curated record. NCBI's taxonomy places the organism in Eukaryota, Fungi, Ascomycota, Eurotiomycetes, Eurotiales, Aspergillaceae. Gene Ontology annotation, molecular function: hexosyltransferase activity; UDP-glycosyltransferase activity.
AUGAGACCGUUAAGAGAUGAUGCCAAACGCCGGGCAGACCGGCAGAUGAGCGCAAGUAUGAAACCUACUUGGUCGAACCGUCCAUUUUCAGAUCGAGUGCCAGACAGAUUUAAAGAUGGCGAUGAUGCCCAUGUUGAUUUCACAGCUCCGCCGCAAGGUAUGGGUUCACGGGAUGGCAACGUGCAUUAUAUGCAGCAGUCCCUCUUCUCCAUGAUUGCUGCUGUUGGAUCCAAGUCAGAUUUCCACACCCGGUUUGAGGAAUCAAGCGAUAGUGAUGGAGAUAUGGAAGAACACCCGCGCAUGGAGCAGACUAUUGGAAAAACAUCUCAAGCUCCUAUGCCAUCCUUCGACUAUCGCCACCCAAGUAAAAGAUCGGAACCAAACACACUCGUUCAAGAAGAAAGAGGACGUCGUCAUCAAAGGGCCAGGUCAGACAAUAAACUUUUGCAGAGAGUAUCCACGUUAGAUUUACAAGGCGGGGCAAACGAGUCGUCAAACCAAAUCGACUCGACCGUCAAGGCACCUUCUCUAAGGCGAACUCGCAGUGCGACACCGCGAGCAGCCCCAGUUCUAAGUCGCAUGGUUGAAGCGCAAUCUCACUUUGACUUAACCUCAAUAACACCACACUUGCCAUCCAAUCCAGACAAACCUAUGGAAGACCAGCAGCAAUCAUCUGCGUCCGCUCUUUCUACGCGAUUGAUGAAGAUGUUUGAUUUUGCGAAGCCUGAAAAAGUUUUGGUGGAGUAUGCUUGCUCAUUGCUCCAGAGCAUGCUUCUUCAAGGCUAUAUGUAUGUGACCGAAGGACACAUCUGCUUUUACGCCUACCUUCCAAAGAAGUCCAACGUGGCGAUAAAGUCAGGGUACCUAUCCAAACGCGGCCGCAAGAACCCCACGUAUAAUAGAUAUUGGUUUGCUCUGAAGGGCGAUGUUCUCUCCUAUUACGCAGACCCCUCUAAUCUCUAUUUCCCUAGCGGACAUGUCGAUCUUCGAUAUGGGAUCUCUGCCUCUCUCACAGAACGCAAAGACGGUGACACGAAAGACUUCCAGGUGACCACUGAUCAGCGAACUUAUUUAUUCAGAGCAGACAGUGCUACCAGUGCGAAGGAAUGGGUGAAGGCUCUCCAAAAAGUCAUCUUCCGGACGCAUAAUGAAGGUGACAGUGUCAAAGUAUCAUUCCCAAUAGCGAAUGUUAUUGACCUGGAGGAGAGCCCAAUGGCCGAUUUCGCCGAGACAUUCAAGAUUCGAGUUCUUGACAGCGGCGAAACAUAUGCGAUUGAUGAGUACUUCUUCUCGUUCUUUGAUUCGGGAAAAGACGCAUUCAACUACAUCAAAGGCCUAGUCAAUGCCGCGUCGGAGACCACCCCAAUGAAGGAUCCGCAGGUCCAACACGACAUCAAACAUCAACCCGAAUCAAGUCAUACUGCCUAUAAGAGACAGUCAGUCAGCUGCGUUCGAGUGUCCGAUCAUGGGGAGGAAGGCUCACCACGCAAGCGAAGCUCCAGUGUAGGGAAUGAAAACCAAGGCUCGGCGGACUCAUUUGCGGAGCAAGGGACCGGAUCAUCGCCGAUUAUUCAGUCGAUGACAGAUACCACUGAAUCAGCCAGUCAGAUACUGAACAGAAGCGACGUAUUUCAAUCACCCACUAUGCACACUCUACAAAGGCGCCCACUGGAUGCGGGAGAAACUGUUCGACGACUUUCUGACGAUACGACUCCCUCUGCGUCUGUACAGCUGGACCUGGGUGCAAUGGCAGACUCACCAUCUGCAACACUAGGCCGCAAGGAAGUCACCGAAGCCACCCGUUAUCCCACUGGUCAACCUAAUCCAAUGGAAUCCUCGAGACCGAGCUCGGUCACUCAUCUGAACGAGCUUGUCAAGGCGGGUGCAUAUCCCCUUCAACGUGCCGCUGGCUUUGCAGAGUACCUCAAGAGCCGCUCGAAACAGAUGAGUACACUCCUAGCAACAGAGUCAAUGGGCUAUAUAGAAAAGGUCUCUGGCAUGUGGAUUGGUGGCCAGAAACAUUAUGGAGAGCGAGAAGGGCCAUUGCAAGACCAGAACGUUGAUCCUGAGGAUAACGAAGGAGCAUUCAAUUAUGGGGAUCGCUUCCGUGCUCACUUUGCUCUUCCGUCUACUGAAAAACUGCAGGCGACUUAUUACGCCUACUUGCAUCGCGUGCUCCCGCUCUACGGUAAGAUCUAUAUAAGUCAGAAGAAGCUUUGCUUCCGCAGUCUGAUUCCUGGUACUCGGACCAAAAUGAUUUUACCGUUCAAAGACAUUGAGAACAUUGAAAAAGAGAAGGGCUUCCGCUUUGGAUACCAUGGACUUGUUGUCAUCAUCCGCGGCCAUGAAGAGCUGUUCUUUGAGUUUAACGCCUCAGACUCACGAGAUGAUUGUGCUGUCACAUUGCAUCAAAAUCUGGAGUCUGCGAAAUUCCUAGUGGAAUCUGGCUUGCUAGCAGAUGAAGAACGAGACGAAGUGGAAGCAGCGAAGGCUGAGCACCGCAUGCUUCAAGAAGCAAGACUGGACGGCCCCGAGGAACACGAUGAGCUUCCUACUUCUACUGAGGACUCAUCAGAGAUACAUCCGUUCUUCGACGAUCCUCGCGCUUCCAUUAUCAACUUCAAACCUCCUGAGCCUUUAAGGAUUACCUGCCUGACUAUCGGCUCCCGGGGCGAUGUACAACCGUACAUCGCACUUUGCAAAGGACUGCUUGCGGAGGGCCACAAGCCGAAGAUUGCAACGCACGCCGAGUUCGAGCCCUGGAUCAGAAAACAUGGAAUUGACUUUGCUCCCGUUGAUGGUGAUCCUGCGGAACUAAUGCGGAUUUGCGUGGAGAACGGGAUGUUUACAUACUCCUUCCUCAGGGAAGCUUCAUUGAAGUUCAGAGGAUGGAUCGACGAUCUUUUGUCGUCCGCUUGGAUUGGUUGUCAGGGUAGUGACCUUCUAAUCGAGUCACCGAGCGCCAUGGCUGGAGUUCACAUUGCGGAAGCUUUAAGAAUUCCGUAUUUCCGCGGAUUCACCAUGCCAUGGACAAGAACACGGGCCUACCCCCAUGCUUUUGCAGUGCCAGAGAAUCGCAUGGGUGGAGCAUACAACUACAUCACAUACGUCAUGUUCGACAAUAUCUUCUGGAAGGCAAUCGCGGGGCAAGUGAACCGCUGGCGAAAUAAUGAGUUGGGAUUGAAGGCCACAACAUUGGACAAGAUGCAGCAAAACAAAGUCCCGUUCCUUUACAAUUACUCGCCAUCCGUGGUGGCCCCGCCUCUCGAUUACCCAGAUUGGAUUCGCAUUACUGGCUACUGGUUUUUGAAUGAGGGUACAGAUUGGACACCUCCAAUUGAACUAUCGAAUUUCAUUGCACAGGCCAGAGCGGAUGGCAAGAAGCUCGUGUAUAUUGGGUUUGGAUCCAUUGUGGUUUCAGAUCCUUCUGCCCUGACACGGACUGUCAUCGAAUCGGUCCAGAAAGCAGAUGUACGAUGCAUUCUCUCGAAAGGAUGGUCCGAUAGGCUUGGUGACCCGGCUAGUACGAAGACUGAGAUACCCCUACCACCAGAGAUUCUUCAGAUCCAAUCUGCACCCCACGACUGGCUUUUCUCUCAAAUCGAUGCUGCAGCCCAUCACGGUGGAGCAGGAACCACCGGCGCAAGUCUUCGAGCCGGUCUCCCCACCAUCGUCAAGCCAUUCUUCGGAGAUCAAUUCUUCUUUGGCUCCCGGGUGGAGGAUCUAGGCGUUGGCAUCUGUAUGAAGAAACUGAAUGUCAGCGUCUUCUCACGGGCUCUCUGGGAGGCGACGCACAGCGAACGUAUGAUUGUCAAGGCACGGAAUCUGGGCAUUCAGAUUCGCAAUGAAGACGGCGUGGCCACUGCAAUCCAGGCCCUAUAUCGUGAUCUUGAAUACGCUAAGACGCUGGCCCGGCAAAAGUCGCUUGCCUCGUCCACCCCGUUCUCUCCUACGCCCACAGCUAAGACCUCCCCAGAUGGAGGCGAUGAUGAACUUGAUGAUAUUGAAGAAUGGACCUUUGUCGGUGAAGAAACUGGCUUCGACAUCUCGAAGCGAGUGCGUGAUCGAGCUGCUUCAGAUGCCGACAAGCUAGGUACCAACAUGUUCCAAUGA